This is a messenger RNA of Pecten maximus, 3035 nucleotides long. Its product is annotated as toll-like receptor 4. The record is from RefSeq and is a predicted model, not a curated record. Gene Ontology annotation, biological process: toll-like receptor signaling pathway; immune response. The transcript has a single exon. NCBI's taxonomy places the organism in Eukaryota, Metazoa, Mollusca, Bivalvia, Pectinida, Pectinidae. Gene Ontology annotation, molecular function: transmembrane signaling receptor activity; protein binding. Gene Ontology annotation, cellular component: membrane. Bases 1 to 2490 code for a protein of 829 amino acids.
AUGGUAGUAUUGGUUCCAUUGGUACCAGGUGUCCGUGGAUACCCCGACUGCUGUGUGGAGAGAAGUGUAGGAGACGAGAUGGACGUCACCUGUCGACGGUGUAGACUAAACACUGUACCACAGGAUUUACCUGUCAACGUCACACAACUAGAUCUGGCGAACAAUGAACUUACCAUCUUACAACCGAAAUCUUUCUCCAGUUUACCCAAUUUAAAAACCCUGAAACUGGAUUCAAACAGGAUGAGAAACAUAUCACUUGGAGCAUUUGACGGUCUCGUAAACCUGAGGUAUCUCAGCCUCAGUGAUAACAGUCUGGAUAGCUUUGGGGAAUACGUGUUUCAACCUCUGGUCAACCUUCGAGUUUUACAACUAAAACAUAAUAGAUUCCAUAUCCAUAAAACCUACCCAGUAACGGCGCUGUCAUAUCUUACCAGCAUGGAGAUUAUGUACAUUGACAUUUUUGAACAAUUCAGUUUUGGAAGUGCAUUUUUGGGUUUAAACAAGUUGACGACUUUGAACUUAAAUGGUAUUGAGAAAUGUCCCAUUCGAAAUACAUCCUUCAGGGGAUUGGAAAAUUUGAAAAUAACACAUCUCACCAUAAAUUCUCGAAUCAAUUUUAUAGAAAAUGACGCAUUUUCUCCGUUCAGAAACCUUACUCUACUGAGCAUAGAUUCCCGUCGGUCGUUAGAUAUCCGUGAAGUUUUCCAAGCUCUAUACGGAGUACGAAACCGAGCAAUGGAUGAAAUAAGAUCCACUAGGAAUUUCCGGAUGUACGGAAGUCCUAUAAAGUUAAAGAUAAUUGAUAUUCUUUUUCUAAAGUCAAUCUGUGUAAAACGCCUUUAUCUCAGAAGGAAUGCAUUAACCGCUAUCCCUCUAGAUGUAAUCACAUCAUGGACAAGCCGAAAUUGUGUAGAAGUUUUAGACGUUUCAGAAAAUAAGUUUACAUCCAUUCCCAUGAUGCUGAUAACGGUUUCAUUAUUUCGCUCUCUAACUCGUUUUACUAUCACAAACAACAUUCCUAGUCGCUCGAAACGAGGGUUACUAAAAAUUGAAAAUUUAAACGUUGAAGAUGAAAGUAUUAUUUAUCUUCCUCAUAACUUAAUAUUCCUAAAUUUCAGCCACAAUAAUAUAUAUAGUCAUGACGAUCAUCUACAUUAUUCAUCCAACAAUUCUUUAAAAUUUCUUGACAUGAGCUAUCAACGUAAAGGGAAGUUCAGAUUUACUGUACACGGUAUGGCACUGACUCACCUCAAAGAGCUGUAUGUAUCGGGUAUGGAUUGCUAUCAUAGCAGGUGUGUUGAGUUCGCCGGCAUGACUAAUCUUGCAAAGGUCGUCGCAAGGCAGUGCAGUUUGGAAAAUGAUUUCCUGACUUCCAACUCGAAGUCAGUAUUCAAUGGACUUCGUAACCUGACAUAUGUGGAUUUGUCAGUAAACCAUCUCAAGGAAUGGGAUUCUUUAACAUUUCAUGAUCAAAGACAAUCCUUGAAAGUUUUACUCAUCUCGGAGAAUGAAAUAAACGUGUUUCCAACACAAGCUUUAGAAACCCUUGAACAACUGGAAUACGUUGAUAUCGGUAAUAACGCCCUAUCAACACUGACAUUAUCAGAUUAUAACAUAUUAGACAAACUAAAACAACAAUCUUCAAAGUUCCUGGUUAAUCUGCACGGUAAUCCCCUCCUAUGUAGCUGUGACGAUUUGGAUUUCCUGCGUUGGGCUGUAAGAACAACAGUACUUUUUGACAAAGAAAAUCUUCGAUGUGUCACACCACACGGUGAUUCAAUCAGGAUUAAAGAUCUAGAAAGAAACUUUGAGAGAUUUGAGAUCGACUGUGCUUCCUUCAGCUGGCUCAUUGUCUCCAUACUACUGCUCGUAGUAAUGGUCGUGUUGGUUACGUUGUCGUUGGUAUCCUGGAGAUACAGCGCCAAGUUACGGGUCUGGUGUAGACAACCAGCUGAUGGCGAGUUUAAACACUAUGCCUUUAUAUCAUAUUCCGACAAGGACAGCAAAUGGGUCCGAGAUCAACUUACAUCACACUUAGAACAAGAAGGACUUUCGUUCAUGUGUGCAGACAAAGACUUUGAACCAGGAAAAGAUAUCGCUACAAACAUUUUGGACGCGAUAGAUAGUUGUUAUAAGUCUGUGUUCGUGGUGAGCUAUCAUUUCCUGAACUGUGAAUGGACUAGGUAUGCUAUGCAGGUAACAAGUGGUUAUUCCUUUCGAAAAGGCCGAGAGGAUAUGAACAUUAUCAUCCUAUUAGAUGAUAUUGAACUCUCUGAGUUGCCCAAACUACUUCGUAAAAACUGGGACAAUGUCGAAUGUUUACGAUGGCCAUGUGAUGAUUCCUCACUGGAAGAAUGUGCUGAUAAAACCAUAUCAAUGGAAAAAGCAAGGGAGAAAGUUUUGAGAAAAUUAUCAAAAUACAUCCGAAAGGGGAAUCCUGAAAUUGUUAAACCAGAGGAGGAAGUUUCAAUGAGUGACACAAGGUUGUAAGGUGGAAAACCAACACCAAUUGUUUAUAGUUUGAUAUCCGAAAUACCAUAACGUGUGAUUUAUAUGCAGAAAUGAUAUUCAUACAUAUACGCAUUAUAAAUAUAGCUACAUGUAUUCGUUUACUCUAUUACAUCCAAUACUCUUAUCUCGAAGUUUUCUUUCAAUGACUUUGACUUCGAGACAACAAUUAAUUUAAGCUUUUCCAGAGCAUAUUUCCCUAUCUCCCAGAAAAUAUUUCCUUGAAACCUACAACACCCAUCAAUCAUGUAUUUCCUUUACUAUUAAUAAACCUCAUCAUUGAAUUAGCUCCAUGUGUUCGAGGAUAAAUUGAUAAUUAUUAAUUUGGUAAAACUUGCUAUAUUGAUGAUAUAUCAUUUUGCCUUGUUACUCGCACAUCUUCCACUCUGUGUGCAAAAAGAUGAUAGGCUUAACUGUCCUGUUAGUUUUGAUAGUCAAACUUAAAGCAUUAUCUAGGAAAUUAUUUCACUGUAUAAUUACAAGUCUUCUAUUUUGUAAAUGAAUAUUUGGAUGCGUCGCUUAAAUAG